This is a messenger RNA of Seminavis robusta, 1068 nucleotides long. Lineage: Eukaryota; Bacillariophyta; Bacillariophyceae; Naviculales; Naviculaceae. The record is from the annotation of a GenBank genome assembly.
AUGUCGGAAGAGAAUUACGUGCCCAAGAAUAUCCUCUUGACUGGAGGAGCUGGUUUCAUUGCUUCCCACGUCGCCAUCUUGCUCUGCGAGAAGUACCCCGAAUACAACGUCGUUGUCUACGAUCGUCUUGACUAUUGCGCAUGCCUUGCCAACUUGGAUGGGAUCAAGGAGUUGCCCAAUUUCAAAUUCAUCAAGGGUGAUAUCUGCUCCGUCGACCUUGUCAGCUAUGUCUUGAAGGAAGAGAAGAUCGACACCAUCCUUCACUUUGCCGCCCAGACCCAUGUGGAUAACUCUUUCGGUAACUCCAUUGCCUUCACCCAAUCCAACAUCUAUGGAACUCACGUCCUUCUGGAGUGUGCCAAGGUUUGCGAUACCAUCAAGCGAUUUGUCCACGUCUCUACCGAUGAGGUCUAUGGAGAAGGAGAGGACUUUGAAACCGACCCCAUGUCCGAGGAGCACGUCUUGGAACCCACCAACCCCUACGCUGCAACCAAGGCAGGAGCUGAAUUUCUUGUCAAGUCCUACUUCAGAAGUUUCAAGCUUCCCUGUUUGAUCACCCGUGGAAACAACGUCUACGGUCCUCACCAAUUCCCCGAAAAGCUCAUCCCUAAAUUCAUCAAUCAGCUUACUCGCGAUAUGCCUGUGACAAUCCACGGCGAUGGUUCCAACACCCGCAACUUUUUGUAUGUCAAGGAUGUCGCCCGCGCCUUUGACUGCAUCCUCCACAAGGGAACUCCUGGCCAUGUCUACAACAUUGGAGGUGACAAUGAAAUUGCCAACAUUGAAGUCGCCAAGACUCUCCUCAAGAUCUUGAAGAAAGAUGGCGAAGAAGAAUCCAAGUGGAUCACACAUGUCCACGACCGCCAAUUCAAUGAUUUGCGAUACACCAUCAACUCCAAGAAACUGCAAGAGCUUGGAUGGAAGGAAGAAAUGUCUUGGGAAGCUGGUCUCUCAGAGACUGUCGAAUGGUACCAAAAGUACACCAAUCGCUAUGGAAACAUUGAUGCCGCUCUUGUUGCCCACCCUCGUAUGUUGAACGCUGAGCUCACCACUCGAGAUGGUCUCUAA